UAUACUCACCAAUGCCGAAAGUAGAUCUUAUUCCUUUUGAAGAUUGUGAUUUAUUAGCAAAUGCCGAUCGAUUAGGACCUCGGAUUAUUAAGGCAGGAAAUAGGACAUUGUUCAGUUCCAAAGAAGUUAAAUCCAUCAAAGAAGUUAACGUUUUGUUUCCUGAAGACAAAGGACUUGGUGCAUCAUUUACACAUGAAGAUCGAAUAAGACCUACCAAUCCUACUCCAAGAAGGAAUCGAGUAUGCAAUUUACAAAUAACAAAUUUUACUCAUGAUAAAAAAAAGUUGACGAAUUCUGAAAUAAACUUUCACGGAACAUCUAUUUUGGAUCGGGAUAAAGAGACAUUUAGAUCAGAAGAGUCACAAUGGCUUAAUAAAUUCGACAAAUAUGAAAAAAAAGGAUUGCUGUUGAUCAUUAACUUCAUGUUUUCUGGUGAAGAAGAACGGACAGGUUCAGAUGAAGAUGUUGGAAAUUUGUGUACAUUUUUCACGAAACUAAAGUAUGACAUUGAUUGUCGAGUCGAUAUGACUACAGAGGAACUUAGAACAUGCCUUGAAGAUGUGCGACAUAACUACCUAAGCAGGAACUCAUCAAAAUAUCAUUGUUUUAUUUGCGUUAUCAUGAGCCACGGAAGUAAGAAAGGUAUUGAAACCACAGAUGGUUUUAUAGAAAUUGAUGAAAUAGUUGACUACUUCAAAAACGAUAAAAUGAAAAAAUUCGUUGGAAAACCGAAAAUGUUUAUAUUUCAAGCAUGUCGAGGUGAGGAUAUCAAACAGAUACAAAACAACCAAGCUUCCCAUAGAAUGGUUCAGCAUGAUUCUGGAAGCCGAUUAGUCAAGUUACCAAAAGAAGCUGAUAUACUGAAGAUUUAUGCUACCACUCCUGGAAACCUUUGUUACCGAACAACUGGGUCAAAGUCAUGGAACGGAUCCUGGUUAAUACAUGCGUUCCUAGACAUGGCAAAGAAAAUGCACUCAAAACAUCACAUUGAUGAAAUAAUGACUGCUGUGAAACAUCAAUUAUCCACCAAUCCGGAAUAUGUAAAAGACGGCGAAACUUGUCAAAUGGCAUUAUCAGAAAAUAGCCUUACGAAACUAUUUUAUUUAUAAAAGUUUUAAAAGUGUGUUUUCGCACCUGUAUCCUUAAUGGCAUAAGACAACGAAGACAUGCAUUAGAGGAGUUAAAAUUUAAUUUAGUCCGUCUGAAUUUAUUCUUUGACAUUUCUAAUUGCGACGCCAAUUAAGUAUAAUCUGCCGCUUAUGUUUUAAGUAAUUUAAAUAAUUAGGCAAAACCCUACCCUAGAUUUUGACUAAAGGAAAAGUUGGGUUGCUGUCUAGUAGUAACAAAGUCCUGUUAAGGUCCAAUAGACAGUUACCCGGAUUUGUUUCAAUACCCUCGGGGAAUAAAAAGUCCCAAUAGCAGUUGCA
Messenger RNA from Mytilus californianus (California mussel), 1427 nucleotides. RefSeq names its product caspase-3-like. The transcript is spliced from 11 exons. Gene Ontology annotation, biological process: proteolysis. Bases 12 to 1109 code for a protein of 365 amino acids. Lineage: Eukaryota; Metazoa; Mollusca; Bivalvia; Mytilida; Mytilidae. The record is from RefSeq and is a predicted model, not a curated record. Gene Ontology annotation, molecular function: cysteine-type endopeptidase activity.